UUAUUAUAUACCAGACUUGAAAUUUUCAAAGCAACCAAUCAAAAAGUAUUUUCUCUUCGUCUUUUUCCAUUAUCAUUUCUCAGUGUACAGAGAGAAUCAUCAUUCAAAAUGGAGGCUUCUCAAGAACCUCACCUUCCAAACUACAUGAAAGACGACAACGUUAGCCAGGAAACCAAGAACUUGAUAUCUUCUCUUCCCUCAGACAAAGAUUUUAUGGGUUACAGUCUCUACAACUACAAAGGUUGUUGGUACUAUCCCAACACACUCCAAGCCGUUCUUGACGUCCAAGAGCAUUUCCAGCCACGAAAGAAGGACAUAAUCCUUGCUUCUUUGCCCAAAGGUGGUACCACUUGGCUCAAAUCUAUAGUCUUUGCCGUUUUACAUAGAGAAAAAUACAGCGAAAAUCCCGAAACACAUCCUUUGCUCUCACAAAACCCUCAUGACCUUGUCCCAUUUCUUGAGAUUGAGCUAUACGCUGGUAGCCAAACUCCUGAUGUCACAAAGUUUCCUUCUCCUAUGAUCUUUUCUACACACAUGCACUUGAAGACAUUGCUUGAAGCCACCACAAGGUCUUCUUCUUCCUCGCCUUGCAAAAUCGUGUACGUGUGUAGAGGUAUCAAAGACACGUUUGUCUCCGCUUGGCAUUAUAGGAACAAGUUGCAUCGCACGGAGAUGGAUCAAGCCAGUUUUGAGCUCAUGUUUGAUGCUUACUGUAGAGGAGUUCACUUAUACGGACCCUAUUGGGAGCACGUAUUGAGCUACUGGAAAGGGAGCUUAGAAGAUAAGGAGCAUGUCCUAUUUAUGAAGUAUGAAGAGAUCAUUGAGGACCCUCGUCUUCAAGUCCAGAGACUCGCUGAGUUCUUGAACUGUCCAUUCACCAAGGAGGAAGAAGAGAGUGGAUCGGUGGAGGAGAUCGUGAACUUGUGUAGUUUGCGUAAUUUGAGCAGUUUGGAGAUUAAUAAGAAUGGGACAAUAAGAGUUGGUGUAGAUACUAAUGUGUUUUUCAGGAAAGGUGAAAUUGGUGACUGGAAGAAUCAUCUCACUCCUCAAAUGGCGAAAACUAUAGACGAGAUUGUUGAGUCUAGACUGCGAGGUUCGGGUUUGAUAUUUCAAUAAAGUUGUGAUAUGCUCUGUUUCUUUACACAUUAAAUUUCAGCAAAUGAAGUUAUGUGUUAUGUUCUUGAUUUGGAACUUUCAUGCGUGGCUCGGGUUUGGCAUUUCAAUAAGGUUGUGUUAUGUUGUUUUAAAUUGAGCAGACAUAAAGGUUAAGUCUAAAGGCUAUUAUUGCGAA
Messenger RNA from Brassica napus (rape), 1291 nucleotides. RefSeq names its product cytosolic sulfotransferase 11-like. Bases 109 to 1116 code for a protein of 335 amino acids. Gene Ontology annotation, cellular component: cytoplasm. NCBI's taxonomy places the organism in Eukaryota, Viridiplantae, Streptophyta, Magnoliopsida, Brassicales, Brassicaceae. Gene Ontology annotation, molecular function: sulfotransferase activity. The record is from RefSeq and is a predicted model, not a curated record. Gene Ontology annotation, biological process: sulfation. The transcript has a single exon.